Messenger RNA from Fraxinus pennsylvanica, 468 nucleotides. Lineage: Eukaryota; Viridiplantae; Streptophyta; Magnoliopsida; Lamiales; Oleaceae. The record is from the annotation of a GenBank genome assembly.
AUGGAUACUUCUAGAAAUGUGGAUGGGGCAACAUUUAAAGAAUUGGAGAAAGCUGGAAUAGGGGUUGUUUUAAGAGAUUCUUCUGGUACGGUGAUUAUAGCAAUGUCCAAGAUUGAAAAAAGUGUCGAAGAGAGUGAAGCGAUCGAAUUGCUGGCCAUAUUUAGAGGCAUGCAGCUAUGUGUCAAUAUGGGAAUCCAAAAUCUUCUGGUAGAAAGUGAUAGGAAGAUGGUUAUUGAAGUACUUCAAACAGAUAGCAUGCUGAACUCUUCUUUAGGAGUGUUGUACCAGGAAGUGAAAAUUUUUGCCACUCACUUUGUUAACUGCAACUAUUCUCAUAUUUACAGGGAAUGUAAUAUGGUGGCUCAUAAGCUAGCUAGGCAUGCUCAAUGGGUAGAUGAUAUUUGUGUUUGGUUGGAUAGUAUUCCAGACUGUAUUUCUCAAGCUAUCUGGCUAGAUAAUUGUCUAUAA